AACUACCAAUCUCCAUCACACCUCCUCCUCUCCUCCGUCUCUCUCUAUUCUACUCGUUCUGUCCUCCCCAAACAACACAAUGGUGAUGCCUGUGAAGAAAAGCUCCGCCAUCAGGCCUGUAGAGUUCUACGGAAACUCACUUCCCCGUCCUCGUUUCUUCGAUAACCCUAAGUUCAACUCCCACCGCGUCGAUCCUCCCCUCUCGGUUCUCGAUCCUCUCCUCUCGUGGGCCAGAGAGGCCCACUGGUCCAUGGGUGGUCUCAACUUCACCCGCCUCCGUCUCCAGGGCCGGAUCGAAGGAAACGUCGACAAGCUCCGUGCUCAGCUCGAGAAAUCUACUCCGACGAAACUCGAAUCUGGAAGUUCCGACAAGAAGAGGAGAUCCGGUUACGAUUCCGAUUCGGAUUCUCCCCCCGCGGCUCCUGUUGCUGUUAAGCGAAGAAGGUACAUAGAUCUGAACGACGAUGCCGAUGAGGAGGAGAUCGGAUCGGAAGAUGAAGGAGUGGCUAGGAUCAGGAGAAAGCUCUCUGAUGACUUUGACAGAGUCGCUGGAGAGAGCAAGGUCAAAGUUGUUAAAGCUAUUAAGAAACCAAUUGAAUCGGGUUCGGAGGGGAAGAGAUUGAAGGAGAAGAAGACACAAAAUGUCGAGGAGACAAGUUCGACGAGGACAUCUCCAAGAUUGGCCAAGCGCAGAUCAUCGACUUAGCUUUUUUUUUGUUUUCAGUUUACAUCUCAUCUCUGUAGUGUUUAGAUUGAAGGUUAUAUAGUUCAUGGAUGGGACUUAACUUAGUUUUUGGUUUUCUUAUGUUGCUUACGAAAUAUGAAUCUUCUUUGUAUCCUCUAUGAACUCAUCAAAUUAGAAUCAUAUUCUAUGUAUACAAAUUCUCAGCGUCUGUCUAACAAAGCUUUCUCAACUUGUGCCCAA
This is a messenger RNA of Raphanus sativus (radish), 925 nucleotides long. RefSeq lists its product as uncharacterized. The coding region runs from base 80 to 706 and encodes 208 amino acids. The transcript has a single exon. The record is from RefSeq and is a predicted model, not a curated record. Lineage: Eukaryota; Viridiplantae; Streptophyta; Magnoliopsida; Brassicales; Brassicaceae.